GCUCCCGGCUGCGCGGGGAGGAGGCGGCGGCGCCGCGCGCGGGCACUCGGCGGGCGGUGAGGAGCGCGGAGCCGGAGCCGGACGCCGCCGCAGCCACCGUCACCUGAGCGGUCGUCAUCAAGCUGCCACUUCUGACAAAUCACCGCGUUUGUGAUCGAACGUUGUUCAAGUGGAGUGUGAUUUCUCCAUUUUUCUACCUGUUCCCGGGGCAGUGACCCCAUGGCUACCUCUGGGCCCACAGAGCCCAGCACAGGGGUCUGUCUCCAGCUGGAGACAUGGAAAAUGUAGGAUGUCAUGGAAUCCCCGGUACCGGAGCUCCAAGUUCCGCCACGUCUUUGGCAAACCGGCCAGCAAAGAGAACUGCUACGAUUCGGUGCCCAUCACCCACAGCGUCCAAGACAAUCACUUCUGUGCUGUGAACCCCUAUUUCAUUGCAGUCGUGACUGAGUGCUCCUGUGGGGGGGCCUUCUUCGUCAUUCCCUUGAACCAGACGGGAAAGUUGGACCCCCACUACCCAAGGGUCUGCGGGCACAAAGGGAAUGUCUUAGACAUCAAGUGGAAUCCUUUUAAUGAUUUUGAGAUCGCCUCCAGUUCUGAAGAUACCACAAUUAAGAUCUGGGACAUCCCCAAGCAGCUGCUGACAAAGAACCUCACAGCCUGCAAGAAGGAGCUGAUGGGCCACACCCGCAGGGUGGGCCUGGUGGAGUGGCACCCCACGGCCUCCAACAUCCUCUUCAGCUCUGGCUACGACUUCAAGGUGAUGGUCUGGAACUUGGACACAAACGAGUCUGUAAUCGUGAACCCCGUGAGGACAAUUAGCUGCCACCAAGGCGCGAUCCUCUCCAUGUCCUUCAACACCAAUGGCAGCCUGCUAGCCACCACCUGUAAAGACCGCAAGAUUCGGAUUCUCGACCCCCGGGCAGGGGCCGUCCUCCAGGAAGCCAGCUGCACGGGGCACCGGGCCAACAAAGUGCUGUUUCUGGGAAGCCUGAAUAAGCUGCUAUCCACGGGCACAUCCCGAUGGAACAACCGGCAGCUGGCCGUGUGGGACCAGGACAACCUCUCCCAGCCUGUGUCAGAGACGGACCUGGAUGGCUCCUCGGGCGUGCUGUUUCCCUUCUAUGACGCGGACACCAACAUGCUCUACGUGGUGGGGAAGGGAGAUGGAAACAUCCGCUACUACGAGGUGAGUGCCGACAAACCUCACCUGAGCUACCUGACAGAAUACUGCUCCCGUAGCCCACAGAAGGGGAUAGGUGUCAUGCCAAAGAGAGGUCUUGACGUCACCUCCUGCGAGAUCUUCCGCUUCUACAAGCUGAUUACAACCAAAGGCCUCAUUGAGCCUAUAUCCAUGAUUGUACCCCGGCGGUCGGAGUCUUACCAAGAGGAUAUCUACCCGCCCACGGCAGGAGCCCGGCCGUCUCUGACAGCCCAGGAGUGGCUCCGUGGGAUGAAUAAAGAGCCAGUCAUGGUGUCCCUGAGGCCCUGCUCUGAGCUGCUGAGCCCCCAGCCACUGCUCCCAGGGAGACCGCCUUCCGUCUCCACGGCCCCCUCCAACCAAACAGAGAAGGUGGUUGUAGAAGAUGGCCGGAGAACCUUCUUGGCCCUGGAGGAGAAGGUGCCCAGGCAGGCAGCAGCAGGACACAGGCCAGAAGAGAAGACAAGUCGGCUCACAAACGGCUUUGACAUGGAGUGUCCCCCACCAAAGACAGAGAACGAGCUGCUGCAGGUGUUCUAUCGGCAACAGGAGGAGAUCCGAAGGCUCCAGGAGCUGUUGACCCAGCGUGAGGUGCAGGCCAAACAGUUGGAAUUGGAGGUCAAAAACUCGCGGAUGAGCUCAGAGAGGUUCUGAGCAGAGAUCUCUGCCCUCCCCACCCUCAGGGACACCGCUUGGCUCCAUGGGCAGAUCCAGAACCCACCCACAAGUCCCCCAAGAACAACCACUAUUUCUAUAUUUUUUACCAGAAAACGAAACUCUCGGUUGCUGAAAGAUUCUAGUGGGAGGGAUGUGGUGCCGUUUUUCUAUUUGCCUUCUCAAAACAACAGUGUCUGAGUUGACUCUUUUUAGGUGAUAACUUGCCUUCUGUUUAAUUCUGUGUUUAAGGGUCCACGAUGACCUAUAACUUCUCAAGGGAAAGAACACUGUCUAAAGUUAGAGCUGGAAGGACCUAAGAGGGGAACCUGCCUGUGAUUUUCAAGCUGUGGUCCACAGAAUGGGAGGAAGCCUAAGCAGGAGGGCCCUGCCCCCCCACCCCCUUCCAACCAGAUAGCUCCCCUUCUUUCUGAUUUAUCUAUUGACUUCUAUGAAAAAACAUUUAGAAGUUUGAAAAACAGUGAUCUGGCCCAACUUCCUCAUUUUACAGGUGGGGAAACUGAGGCCCAGAGAGAGACAAGGGAUCAAGGUCCGCAGAGGGUUCAUGGCAGGGCUGGGUCAAGCCUCUGUUCUGCUGGAUGUGUCCUUCUGCUGUUUCUGGUCUGAUGCAGCUGUCAGCCCACAUGGCAGGGAUCUGUUUAUUCUGACCUCAGGAGUGACAUCUUACAAGUCCUUCCCUCUCUGGUCUCAGUUUCUCCAUCUGAACCUGGGGACCCUGGGAUGUGCUGCCCUCUACGGGAUCUGCCAUCUGAGACAAGAAACCUUGGCCUUGACCUGAGGAAAACAACCGAUAGGGUGAUGAUCUGGGUCUGCUGUGGGAAGUCACAAGACAUUGGUGAACGGGCAGAGGAAGUUUAACUGCGGGGAAAUAAGUCAAGCUUUGGCCCAAUGCUAGAACACGGAUAGGAGGCCCAUACCAUCCUCUCUUCAACCGGAAUCAGUCAAAUGUGGGCAGACACUAUCCCUUAUGUGGGGGAGCAGAUAUCAGAGUGGUCCCCAUGACCACUGACUGCCACCUCCAAAGCCCUCGGGCCACAGAGCCUGCACACUCCAGGAGGAUAUGGGCAGAUUUCGGUCCAGGAGGUGGGGAGCCCCAGCACUGCAGAGUGCCAGCAGAGCCCCAUGAACACCUGCUUCUGGAGAGGGAUGACUGCCCUAGGCAAGAGAGGAGGGCCAGAUGGCCCCGAAGUUCCCUUCUAGCCUGAGAGUUUUUACGUGUCCCUCCUUUGUGAAUCUGUGUUCUGAACACAUUCGCUAAGGUUCUUUCUCAGUGGUCAGUACAGCAGCCUAGCUAGUGAUGGGGAAUGUUGGAAAUUAAAUGCACCCCCUCCUUAUCGAGGAGGUGCAGGCAAUGGGGUUUUGCCCAUUGCACAGGGCAGUCCUGGAGCUAAGAUGGGAAUGGGGGAGGCCACCUAGCCCGGUAGGUUUCAACCCAGGCUGUACAUAAGAGUCCUCUUAGGAGGGUUCGAGAAAUACAGAUGCCCACUCCCAACCCCAGGCCAAUUGAAGCCGAGUCUCCAGAGUGGGGCCUGGCUUUGUGUACGUUGUUAUGUCCCCACGUCUCUCUCUUCAGUACGGUGAGGAUGGGGAGCCACUGGGCUGGCCCCUCUGUACCUCUGGAGUGGAGGUGAGGACAGUGGACAUCUGACAGGCUCUGGGACUCCAACCCCAUCCUCCAAGUCCAGGUUGGAAGCGCCAUCCCAUGUCUCUUGGGGACCCUAGGCUACAACUCGAUGAGGGCUCUGGGCCCCUGAGUGCCCCCUCCCCUAGCCAUGUCUGCCUACACACACCAGACGCCCGCAUCCCCUCUCUUGUUGACUUGGUCACUGGGGCUCACCAAAGGCCAAAUCCCAGGCGUUGUGAGGGAACGGAGCUCCCCUGGAUGGGGUUACCUGUCCCACCUCAUUUGUGGCCACCUCUUCACAGUUUACAAAGCCCUUUCCCCUCCGCUCCCUGGCACAUCCAGCUCUAAUUCUAACAUGGGCCAGGCAGGCAUCAUCCUCCUGGUCAGAAUAAUGACACUAUCCCCCAUGUCAUUCUCAGAGAAUGAAGAAGUAUCAUGCCCACAGGCACUGGGUGCAAACAGCUAGAGGUGGGGCUGAGUCUGGGGAGCAUCCCGAAUGCCUCCUCUGCACAGAACCUUCUCCAGUUCUCCCUACCCCUAAGGGACCCAGAACUCAUGCUUUAAAACAAUGUGAAGGCAUCCAUGAACAAACUUGUUUUGGGGUUUGCUUUUUUUUUUUUUAACUAGAAUAAAUUAUUUAAAUUAUUUCACAGCAAGGGAGAGGGAUAGGUAAUUUUUAUCAAAUAUUUUUUUAAGCCAUUUUUGAAAAUUGCAUUUUUGUUUAUGUUCUUGGCUGAUGAAGUAGAAGUUGCCCGGCAUCUGCAGGGCCAGGCCCGCACACUCGGGCAAGCAGAAUGUGCACUCAUCUCUACUCCGUACUCCAGGAGCCCCUGACUGUUGACUCAGGAGCUUUCGGAGAAUGAAGACAGCGCUGGGAGAUGAGCACUGGGGCAUAUCUACCUUAGCUCACAAUAAAUGUUCUUCCUGGAACUAAAUUUAAGAUUGUAUCAUAAAGGGAAGAAGGAAAUCAAAAAUAUAUCUAUGCUUUUAACAUGAAACCGUGCCUGAAAUAGUUUGUUUAAUGUUGUUUCUGAAAUUCCUUUUACCUUUGUAAAAAAAAAAAAAUUAAGAAAUAAAAGUGAAAAUAAAUAGAUGUGAAAUCAUGCAAUGGAAAGAAUGUAACAAAAUAAUAAACAUCUUCCUAGACA
Ailuropoda melanoleuca (giant panda) is the source of this 4645-nucleotide messenger RNA. It is a transcript of the gene CORO2A, whose product is annotated as coronin 2A. Lineage: Eukaryota; Metazoa; Chordata; Mammalia; Carnivora; Ursidae. Gene Ontology annotation, molecular function: actin filament binding. Bases 290 to 1852 code for a protein of 520 amino acids. The transcript is spliced from 13 exons. The record is from RefSeq and is a predicted model, not a curated record.